Messenger RNA from Gadus chalcogrammus (walleye pollock), 2797 nucleotides. RefSeq names its product heterogeneous nuclear ribonucleoprotein Q-like. Gene Ontology annotation, molecular function: mRNA 5'-UTR binding. The record is from RefSeq and is a predicted model, not a curated record. Gene Ontology annotation, cellular component: nucleus; CRD-mediated mRNA stability complex; ribonucleoprotein complex. The transcript is spliced from 10 exons. The coding region runs from base 158 to 2131 and encodes 657 amino acids. NCBI's taxonomy places the organism in Eukaryota, Metazoa, Chordata, Actinopteri, Gadiformes, Gadidae. Gene Ontology annotation, biological process: CRD-mediated mRNA stabilization.
CCCGUUUACGUCACACAGAAAUCGCGACGUUACGCGGUCGCCAUUUUGUUUAACCGGGAGUGAGGACUCUAUCCAAACCUGCUGUCGGGAUUAUUUUUCUUUCUCUUAACAUAUCGAAUACACCAAGUCUGUAUUGUGUACUCUGUCGAAGACCUGCAUGAUGUCUACCGACAUGGCUGUCGAUCAUGUGAACGGGAACGGCACGGAGGAGUCCACGGAGCCGAUGGACACCGCGGCCGUCGAGGUCACCCGGUCGGAGCACUUUCAGACUCUGCUUGAUGCGGGAUUACCGCAGAAAGUCGCCGAGAAGCUAGACGAAGUUUACAUCGCAGGCCUGGUUGCCCACAGCGACCUGGAUGAGCGGGCCAUCGAGGCCCUGAAGGAGUUCAACGAGGACGGGGCUCUGCAGGUCCUGGUGCAGUUCAAGGAGAGCGACCUGUCACACGUCCAGAACAAGAGUGCCUUCCUGUGCGGGGUGAUGAAGACGUACCGGCAGCGCGAGAAGCAGGGCACCAAGGUGGCCGACGCCACCAAGGGGCCGGACGAGACCCGCCUCAAGACGCUGCUGGAGCGCACCGGCUACACCCUGGACGUCACCACGGGCCAGCGCAAGUACGGGGGCCCGCCGCCGGAGUCGGUCCACGACGCCGGGCAGCCGCCCAUCGGGACCGAGAUCUUUGUGGGUAAGAUCCCGCGGGACCUGUUUGAGGACGAGCUGGUGCCGCUGUUUGAGAAGGCGGGGCCCAUCUGGGACCUGAGGCUGAUGAUGGACCCUCUGAGUGGGAUGAACCGCGGCUACGCCUUCGUCACCUUCUGCACUAAGGACGCUGCGCAGGAAGCCGUCCAGCUGUGCAACAACCACGAGAUCCGCCCGGGCAAACACAUCGGUGUGUGCAUCUCCGUGGCCAACAACCGGCUGUUUGUGGGCUCCAUUCCAAAGAGCAAAACAAAGGAGCAGAUUGUGGAGGAGUUCUCCAAAGUCACAGAGGGCCUCAGCGACAUCAUCCUGUACCACCAGCCGGACGACAAGAAGAAGAACCGCGGCUUCUGCUUCCUGGAGUACGAGGACCACAAGACGGCCGCGCAGGCCCGCCGCCGCCUCAUGAGCGGCAAAGUGAAGGUGUGGGGCAACGUGGUGACGGUGGAGUGGGCCGACCCCAUCGAGGACCCCGACCCCGAGGUCAUGGCCAAGGUGAAGGUCCUCUUCGUACGGAACCUGUCCAACGGGGUGACGGAGGAGCUGCUGGAGCAGACCUUCAGAGAGUACGGGAUCCUGGAGCGCGUGAAGAAGCUGAAGGACUACGCCUUCAUCCACUUUGAGGAUCGGGACGGUGCCGUCAAGGCUCUGGAGGAGAUGAACGGGAGGGACCUGGAGGGAGAGCACAUCGAGAUAGUGUUCGCUAAGCCCCCCGACCAGAAGAGGAAGGACCGCAAGGCCCAGAGACAGCAGGCCAAGACGCCAAUGUACGACGACUAUUACUACUACGGCCCCGCCAUGCCGCCUCCCUCCCGAGGGCGUGGUCGCGGCGGCUCCCGCGGUGGCGGCGGCGGCGGCGGCUACUCGUACCCCGAGUACUACGGCUACGACGACCACUACGACUACUACGGCUACGACUACAACAGCUGCCGCUACGGCGGCGGCGGCUACGACGACCCCUACUACGGCUACGAUGACUACCAGUCGCCCGGCGGGGGCCGCGGGCGCGGCGGCGGGGGGCGUGGCUCCCGGGGGGGCCCCAUGCACAGGGGCCGCGGGGGCGUCAGCGCUCCCAGGGGCCGUGCCGGGUUCUCCCAGCGCGGCGGCGGUGGCGGUGGCGGCGGUGGCGGCGGCGGACCCGGGCCAGGCAGAGGCACUCGGGGCGCCCGUGGAGGAGUGACGCCGCGUGGCCGUGGAGGGGUACGUGGGGGCGCGCGGGGCGGGCGUGGAGGAGGAGACGGGGUAGGCGGCAAGCGCAAAGCUGACGGGUACAACCAGCCUGAGUCCAAGCGGCACCAGACCAGUAAUCAGAACUGGGGGUCGCAGCCCAUCCCCCAGCAACCGCUCAGGAUCUCUGACGCCACCGGUUACCAUGGUUACAAACCCAACAACCAGGAGUUUUAUCAGGAUUGUUUCGGGCAGCAGUGGAAGUAGGAGGCCGCGAGCGUCCCCGAGAACCACCCAAAUUCCUGUUUUUAUUUUAUUUUUUCUUAUCCGAUUGGCCCCAAAUCCCACAAAACAAAAUGUUUUAACUUUUUUCUUUUCCUCUAAAUUGGUGACUGGCAACAAUCUUUUUGUACAUAUUUUAAUAUUCCACUUCAAAAUAGAAGUCACCUGCUUCUGGACAACUGGUUUUAUUCGAUGUUUUUAUGCGUUUAAUGGUUGGUUCAACAUAUUCCACCGCUGGCUAUGACCCAGUUCUUUUUUUAGACUGCUCUCCAAUUGGCUGAUCACUUUAUGUAUGUUUUCCACUCUGGUUUUUAAAUGUUUUAAGUAGAUCACGGCAACCACACUUAUGUCUCCUAAAGAAAGAAAUGUAUUUAAUAACAAAUGAAAUUUGUAUUGUAUUGUCACAAAGUAAUGCGUGUCUUGUUAAUGGAAAGUGAGAUGAUGGUAAAAUCAGGGCCCAAGCGGUCCCGUUUUUAUGGCUUCACGUUUUGGCUUGUAUCCUUUUGCUUUUUGUCUGCUUUAAUAAAUGUACACGCACAAGUGUAAAAAAAAAUAAUGAUACAACCACUUCAAAUUGUGUUGCAAAUUUAUGUUUUGGCAAACUCUUCAAAUUGAUUGGAAUAAAUUGACGGCUCCUCGUGGAGGAAACGG